CCCACCCCCCACCCCCCACCAUGAUCCCGUACCCGCUUCACGCCGACAUCCGCUCCUCCGCAGACCUCACCUCCCUCUACCGACAGUACCUCCGCGUCCUCAACAACCGCACAUUCGACCUCAUGGCACGCUUCGUCGCACGGCGGUGUGUCCACAACGGCCACCGCAUGAGCGCACAGGAGUACUCGACCCUCAUAAAGCCCGGCGCGACAUUCUGCGCCGACGAGAUCGUUGCCGAUGUCUCACAGCGCACCAUCGCCGCACGCCUCCACAUCGAGUUCCCCGCCUCGUACCCCGGCGGCGUGAGGAAGGUGCGCUCACGCACCGAGUCGAACGGCGACGCUCGCGAAGCUUCCCCCACAGGCAGCGCAACACACGAGCGCCACUCCCCCACCCGCACCACAAGCACGCCCCGCAUCACCCGCCUCAGCGAGCACGUCUUUUACCACUUUGACGAGAACUGGCGCAUCGACCGUGUGUGGAGCAUGGUCGAGGACGUCAGCGACCAGACCAAUAUGCGCAACUCGAUGGCCGUCGGUGGCGACCACUUCCCGGCCUUCGGGGUAGGGCGUCUGACGUCGUUUGGUCGGUCCGUUCCCAUUCCUCACUUUCCUCCGUAAUCCCACCACCUCGAGCUCUGGAUCUCUCGUCUCUCGAUCUCUCGAGCCACGAGCAUGGCAUGCUGCUUGAUGUUGAGUGAUGCUGACACUGCAGAGCGAGCCACAUAAGCGUCUAGCAGCAGCUGCCCACGGCCCACGGCCCACAGCCCACGGCCCACGCUGCCCGGUCCUGCAUAGAGCCAAGAUCGGCUCAUAUCGUGU
This is a messenger RNA of Cutaneotrichosporon oleaginosum, 821 nucleotides long. RefSeq lists its product as uncharacterized. Lineage: Eukaryota; Fungi; Basidiomycota; Tremellomycetes; Trichosporonales; Trichosporonaceae. The record is from RefSeq and is a predicted model, not a curated record.